AUGUUUCCCACCUUCACGGGCAACUCCCGACGCCCCCGGAAUGUGAACCUCAGUGGCCAGAGCCUCAAUCCCUUUGCCGCAACAUCAUGGACGCCUGCCGCAGGCUCAGGAGCCUCUAAGACCGUUUCUAAUGCUCAAGCCGAACGCGCACAGAGACAGCAGGAUCGAGACAGGCUGAAAGCCUCCGAGAAGAUUCAGAAAACAUGGAGGGGCCACAGGGUUAGGAGGCGGCUUCGAGACUCUCGCCGGGACGCCUUUGAUACUCUGUACUCGAGUACCUCGGACCUUGGUACACAGCAGAGACUAGCGACGGCGUUGCCACUGCUGUUGACAACCUUCCAGACCCGACCCGACGAUGUUGAACGCUUGGUGCUCUUUGCGAGAGAACUAAACACGACCAACCUCGAGUGCCUUGCCCCUAGCCACCUUCCUGCACCCAGGCUGGCACGUCUUGUUCGGAUACUUGUGGAUGCUCUAGGCGAACAAACAAAGAAAUCGUUGGUGUCCAUCUCCGAACAACGCUCGAUGUCCACUAACACUGCCUCUAGCAGUCAAAACAACGAGAUCCGACUCUUUCUCAGCCUCCUAACACACAUCAUAAGUGUUGCCCCUGAUUCACUUUCUAAAUCAUUUCGACAGUACUAUACAGCCCUGGCAGAGAUAUGUGGAGUACCGGAGAUGGAUACGGCAGCUUUAGAGUCGACUUCGAAAGCUCUCCUCGUGUCGCUCCAAGCUGCAUCCACUGAUGAGUAUCUGGUGGCCGCUUACGAGGCAUUUGCGCUGUCCUUCUUGACUCGUCAUGACCUGUAUCUUGUCGAAGAGCACUCGAAAGUCAUUUCCGAAAAUCUCGAAUCCGAUCGACUCGCCUCAGCUAUCAAAAGAAUAUAUAGUGACGGACGGAUACGCGGCGUUGAAAGGGAAGCCCAACUUUGGCUUCUUGCACAUUUCGUUGGCUUAUACCAAAGGGCUGCACCGAAGAGCCAGGGGCUUAAGCACCUAGACACAUUGCAUAUUCAGCUUUCGAGUUUGUCCACAGAAAUCAGCUUGCGACUAUCUGUUCGAGUAGCCGAUCCGGCCUCGAUGAAUGUGGAUUCUAGCAACCCGGAUGAGUCGUUGAUCCGCCCAUUGCCUGCAUACAUCACCAAUCAGCUCACAUCUCUAGUCAACCGAGAUGGAAUUUCGGCGCUUUUGGCCGAGCUCACUACGUUAGUGAAUCCUUUUCCUACACUCGGAAAGUCGCUCACAUUAUCCAGUAAUUUUGGCUCUCAAUCCUCAAGUCAUGAGUUCCAAAGCGCCAGCUUGCUGUCCGGGUACAUUCUCACUCUUCUCCGUUGUUUUCCAAGCCAGGGCGAUGAUAUCCGUAUGCGGCUCUUCCUAGGAGAUGUUAGCACGGGCUUGGGAAGUUUGCCGACAAUCCAGUUUCUUUGGCAGGCUAUGAGCCAGACCACCAUUCACAAGCAGAUUUUGCAAAACUCGGCAUCGGUACAAGUCCUGCUGCGCGACUACUUGUCAAAAUCGUCAAAGUCAAGUGACUCGCAUGAGCAAGAAUGGAGACUUGUCCUUCUUUUCCUCGAGCUCUACAUCUUUAUUCUUCGCUUGAGCGACGACGAAGACUUUUUCAGCGGUAUCUUCCCUGACAUAAUCAAAACUGAGGGACCAACGUCUCGUCUACGAGCAUGCGGACUUUCUCUCAGCGAAGUGAAGAAUUUGACCAUUGUGCUCAAGCACUUAGCUUUCACGCUACAUUACAACGCCGCGGACAUUUUGCAAGGCAUCCAACAUUCCGAGCCGAUCUCGAUGACACAACUUGAGUCGUACUUUGGAAGCGGCAGUAGUAAUACCGCUAAAACCUCGAAGGAGGCUCGAAGCCAAGACCCCAGAGCCAAUGCGGCUGAUACGAGACUUGACCUCGGUAGCCUGCGUAGCAUCGUAACUACGGCACUACGACUUUUGUACGAACGAGAUUCUCGACGGCCAUUUUUGCCCCGAGACCACUGGCUCAUGACAUCGAAAUUUGAUAUGGAGGGGUUUGUCAGUGCUGUUGUCGCUGAACAAGAACGACAGAACGAAGUCUCCGACUCUAGUGACGACGAAGACGGCGAGGUUGACGAAGACGCGAAUAUGGGUGGGCUGCACAGCGGUAUUAUUCACACCGUAGCCGGACAGCGAGUAUCACGGCAUGCACAAAUUGAGAAGCUUCGGGCUCAACAACGCAAAGCACAGAGGGAUCGUCUACUCGCCGUGAUCGGGCCAAAAUUGGAGAUUCUGAGACACAUGCCAUUUGUCAUUCCAUUCGAUACCCGUGUCCAGAUUUUCCGCCAAUUUGUCUAUCUUGACAAACACAAGCGGAGGGAGGGCAUGGAUGCUGAUCAGUGGAGAAUGACGAUGCUGCACAAUCCUCUGCGUUCCUCCGGACGCAGUCCAGCUGGGCGACAUCAUGGCCAAAUCAGAAGAGGUCAGGUGUUUAAGGAUGCCUUUGAGCAAUUCUAUGAGCUUGGCGAAGGCCUCAAAGAACCUAUACAGAUCCAAUUUGUCGACCAAUUCGAUACGGUCGAAGCUGGCAUCGAUGGUGGCGGAGUUACUAAAGAGUUCCUCACAAGCGUCACGACAGAAGCGUUCGGGCCAAGGGAUGGCAUUUCGCUUUUCACGGCCAACAGCAAGGGGCUCCUGUACCCCAACCCGACUGCAAUGGACGAGCUCAGGCAGGUGUUGAAACGAGCUGGAGUUCCAGAACGCUCAGCCGAAUGGCAAGACCAAGUCCAGAGUCUACUCCGCCAGUUCGAGUUCCUCGGCCGGAUUGUAGGCAAGUGCAUGUACGAAGGGAUUCUGGUUGACAUUGCGUUUGCUGGCUUCUUCCUCCUGAAAUGGAUCUCGGGCCAGACCGGAGAGAACAGCUACAGGGGCAAUGUGAACGACCUCAGGGACCUGGAUGAGGAGUUGUACCAGGGCAUGUUGCGCCUCAAGAACCAUCACGGGAAUGUUGCGGAUUGGGCAUUGGACUUCACGCUUAAUGAUCAGGUGUCUUUGCCAGGGGAACCUGUUCGCACUGUCACGCGGAAUCUGAUCCCAAAUGGUGAGAAUGUUACCGUUACCAACGAUAACCGCCUCCUCUACAUUUCCUACGUUGCUCGUCAUCGCCUCGUUGCCCAACCCGCACAGCAAACGGCCGCUUUCCUUCGAGGUCUUCGGUCGAUCAUUGCCCCUGCGUGGCUUUCAAUGUUCAAUCAAAACGAGUUGCAGCGUCUCGUGGGAGGCGACAGCUCCGAAAUCGACAUUGAAGAUCUGCGUCAGAACACGGUCUACUCAGGCUUGUAUGAGAUUGGGGACGACGGACUGGAGCACCCCACGGUUCAGCUAUUCUGGAAAGUCAUGGCCAGCUUCUCCGACCGGGAGCGGCGCGACGUGCUUAAGUACGUUACGAGUACGCCACGAGCACCUCUGCUAGGCUUCUCGCAGCUCAGCCCGCGGUUCAGUAUCAGGGAUGGAGGGGAGGAUCAGGAGAGACUGCCCAGUACCAGCACCUGUGUCAACUUACUGAAGUUGCCGCGCUACAAGAACCAGGAGACUCUCAGACAGAAGCUGCUCUAUGCGGUUUCCUCGGGAGCUGGUUUCGAUCUCAGCUGA
Messenger RNA from Colletotrichum tamarilloi, 3624 nucleotides. Its product is annotated as HECT-domain-containing protein. The record is from RefSeq and is a predicted model, not a curated record. Gene Ontology annotation, molecular function: protein binding; ubiquitin protein ligase activity. The transcript has a single exon. Gene Ontology annotation, biological process: protein polyubiquitination; ubiquitin-dependent protein catabolic process. Bases 1 to 3624 code for a protein of 1207 amino acids. NCBI's taxonomy places the organism in Eukaryota, Fungi, Ascomycota, Sordariomycetes, Glomerellales, Glomerellaceae.